AUGAAUCCAUGGCUUCUAAAGCACCCACAUAUUUCUCUCUACUAAUCUUCCCUACUUUACUUAUUAUCUUUUACUUAUCUUUCUACUCUCAAAAUAAGUUUAAUUCAAGUCUUUCUAAGCGUUUACCAAUUCCAUCAAAUCCUCUAAUUAAUGUCACAAAUGAUAAUCAUCAUGACUUCUCAUCAAUUUUCAUCUUUGCAAAAGAGAAUGAAGAAAAACAAAAGAUAAGCAAGAACAAGAGGAGUAGUUUGGAGAUGAUUGAGGAUGGAUUGGCUCGAGCACGGGCCGCCAUUCGAAAGGCGGCUCGGCGUCGGCGUUAUAAGUCGAGAAAAGGGGAGACUUUCAUCCCAAGAGGACCAGCAUACCGAAAUCCUUAUGCACUUCAACAGAGCCAUAAAGAAAUGGUGAAAAGAUUCAAAAUAUGGACUUACAAAGAAGGGGAAAGACCCUUGGUACACCAAGCACCAAUGAACUAUGUAUAUGGUUUAGAUGGACACUUCAUGGAACAGCUUGAAGGAAGCAACGAUAGCUUGACAAACUUUAUAGCUCGCCACCCCGACGAAGCACACGUAUUCUUCCUCCCUUUUAGUGUGGUUGAAUUGGUGGUCUUCUUUUACGAUCCGGCGCUUUCCGGUGCCGAGAACCUUGCACCACUUCGGAGGGUGGCGUUGGAUUAUGUCAAUGUGGUGGCUCUAAAGUAUCCUUAUUGGAAUAGAUCUCUUGGGGCUGAUCAUUUCAUGCUCUCUUGCCAUGAUUGGGCACCAUAUGUCUCAGACAAAAAUCCAAAAGUGUACAAGAAUUUUAUCAGAGCAAUAUGUAACGCCAAUACAUCCGAAGGAUUUGAACCCAAGAGAGAUGUUAGUAUCCCAGAAGUAAACUUUCCAUAUAAAGAAAUAAACCAACCAAUCUCGAGUUUGGGAACAAGUAAUCGUUCAAUCUUAGCAUUUUUUUCUGGUCGGGUAAAUGGACAUAUAAGAAAACUAUUAUUCGAUCAAUGGGAAAAUGACGAUGAAAUUCAAGUACACCAACAUCUUCCCAAGGGUGAAAACUACUUUGAAAGGCUUAUGCAAAGCAAGUUUUGUUUGUGCCCAAGUGGUUUUGAGGUCGCGAGUUCGAGACUUGUUGAAGCCAUACGUGCUGAUUGUGUUCCAGUCAUCGUUAAACAAAAUUACUCAAUUCCUUUUAGUGAUGUUCUUGAUUGGACUAAAUUUUCAGUUUAUAUUCCUGAGGAGAAAAUACCAGAAAUUAAGACUAUUUUGAAAGGGAUUUCUUUGGAAGAUUAUGAGCAGUUGGUUGAUGGAUUAAGAAGUGUUAAAUGGCAUUUUACUAUGAAUAAACCUGCUAAGCCAUUUGAUUUGAUUCAUAUGGUGUUGCACUCUAUAUGGUUAAGAAGGCUUAAUAUUAGAUUGCCCCUUUAAUAGUUUUUUAUAUUGAGAUUAAAUUUCCCUAGCUAGCUUAUUUUUUACAUGUAUCUUUUUAUAAUAACAUAUACUCCAUAUAUUUUCUUGUUAUAGAUGUAAUUAAAUAGGUGAGUUUUAAUCUUAUUACAAGAUCAUCGAUUUACAAUGAA
Messenger RNA from Amaranthus tricolor (Joseph's coat), 1570 nucleotides. Its product is annotated as probable glycosyltransferase At5g20260. The record is from RefSeq and is a predicted model, not a curated record. Gene Ontology annotation, molecular function: glycosyltransferase activity. The transcript is spliced from 4 exons. NCBI's taxonomy places the organism in Eukaryota, Viridiplantae, Streptophyta, Magnoliopsida, Caryophyllales, Amaranthaceae. The coding region runs from base 9 to 1418 and encodes 469 amino acids.